ACUAUUCUCUUUCAUCUUUCACAUAUGGAGUUCAUAUUCCCCUCCUUGUCAAUCCUUCUCAGCUUUCUUCUUUUCGUCUUCAUGGUGAUGAAGCUUAGCAAAAGAUUUAAAACUAAUGACGGAUCUUUCAAUCUCCCUCCAGGGCCACCGAAAUUACCUUUUAUUGGAAAUCUUCACCAGCUUCUCGCUAUGGGGUCUCUACCUCAUCGUGCACUAAGAGAUUUGGCCCAGAAAUAUGGACCCUUUAUGCACCUACAGCUGGGAGAACUUUCUACUAUUGUUGUUUCUUCCCCAGAGUAUGCUGAACAAGUGAUGAAAACUCAUGACGCCAUAUUUGCUUCAAGGCCUUAUAAUGAAGCCGCAAGUAUUAUGACUUAUGAAUGUACUGAUAUAGCCUUUUCACCAUAUGGUGAUUACUUGAGAAAGAUAAGGAAAAUUUGCACGUCGGAGCUUUUGAGCCCUAAACAAGUACAAUCUUUUCGAUUUUUAAGAGAAGAAGAGGUGUUUAAUCUCGUAGAUUCGAUUGCUUCAAAAGCAGGAUCAGUGAUUAACCUCACUGAAGCAAUUUUCUCAUCAUCAUAUGGUGUCACUUCAAGGGCAGCCUUUGGAAAAAAUUGCAAGGAUAAAGGGUCAUUUAUAGCGGUUAUCAAAGAGUCUACGAAAUUGCUAGCAGGUUUUAAUAUCCCCGAUGUCUUUCCUUCCAUCAAACUGCUCCAAUCGAUCAGUGGAGUCAAGUCAAAACUUGAGAAGAUACAUCAAGAAGCUGAUAGAAUACUUGAAAAUAUUGUCAAUGAACAUAAAAUGCCAUACAAGAGUGAAGGAGAUAAAGAUUUGGUUGAUGUUCUGCUAAAGCUUCAAGAGCAUAGUGAUCCUCAAUUUUCUUUAACUCCCAAGAACAUUAAAGCAAUAAUUUUGGAUAUUUUUAGUGCUGGAAGUGAAACAUCGGCUACCGUAAUUGAUUGGGCAUUUUGUGAGAUGAUAAAAAAUCCAACACUGAUGAGAAAAGCACAAACUGAGGUGAGGGAUGUGUUUAAUACAAAAGGGAAGGUUGAUGAAACAGGCAUUAGUGAAAUGAAAUUCUUGAAGCUAGUAAUAAAAGAGACUCUGAGAUUACAUCCUCCCGCCCCGCUGUUAAUUCCAAGGGAAUGUGGAGAAAGCUGUGAGAUCAAUGGAUUCAACGUGCCUGUCAAAUCCAGAGUCAUUGUUAAUGCAUGGGCCAUCGGAAGGGAUCCAAAAUAUUGGUCUGAACCUGAGAACUUUAAUCCAGAGAGGUUUAUUGAUAGUGCUAUUGACUUUAGGGGGACUCAUUUCGAAUUCAUCCCAUUUGGCGCUGGACGGAGGAUAUGCCCAGGAAUUUCAUUCGGCAUGGCCAAUGUUGAGCUUCCUCUAGCAAUGUUGCUAUACCAUUUUGACUGGAAACUUCCUGGUGGAAUGAAGAAUCAAGAUUUGGACAUGACUGAGUCAUUUGGUGUCAGCACAAAGAGAAAAGAUGAUUUAUGUUUGAUUCCCAUUCCUUAUCAUUCAUAGCCUCCGAUGGAAGUAUAUGCAAAUAAGAAAUGCACUUUGAUUGCUAGUUUUGCAGCUGGUCACUCGUCGUUCUGACAAGUUUCUUCAAAGAGAAGCUUCUCAGAAAGAUUUCUAUAAAAGUUAUAUAGUAUGUGUUUCUGUACUUCUUCAAUGGCAAUGUAAGUCUUAACUUCUUUGUCUUUAAAAUCUUAAAGAUUAUAGUUUCAUCUCUUACAAAUGCAUAA
Messenger RNA from Mangifera indica (mango), 1751 nucleotides. Its product is annotated as cytochrome P450 71D11-like. Gene Ontology annotation, molecular function: iron ion binding; heme binding; monooxygenase activity. Bases 25 to 1527 code for a protein of 500 amino acids. NCBI's taxonomy places the organism in Eukaryota, Viridiplantae, Streptophyta, Magnoliopsida, Sapindales, Anacardiaceae. The record is from RefSeq and is a predicted model, not a curated record. The transcript is spliced from 2 exons.